This is a messenger RNA of Trichosurus vulpecula (common brushtail), 6668 nucleotides long. It is a transcript of the gene MYH11, whose product is annotated as myosin heavy chain 11. The coding region runs from base 99 to 6038 and encodes 1979 amino acids. Gene Ontology annotation, cellular component: myosin complex. The record is from RefSeq and is a predicted model, not a curated record. Gene Ontology annotation, molecular function: cytoskeletal motor activity; actin filament binding; ATP binding. Lineage: Eukaryota; Metazoa; Chordata; Mammalia; Diprotodontia; Phalangeridae. The transcript is spliced from 42 exons.
GGGGAUUUGGACUGUCCCAGCUGUGAACUGUGCAGGAUCCGAAUUCUCCAGUUCCUUCUCCGCUUCUCCAAUAGGAUAUCUGUGAUCACUGAGACACCAUGGCACAGAAAAGUCAGCUCAGUGAUGACGAAAAGUUCCUCUUCGUGGACAAAAACUUCAUCAAUAGCCCAGUGGCCCAGGCCGACUGGACAGCCAAAAGACUAGUAUGGGUCCCUUCAGAGAAGCAGGGCUUCGAAGCUGCAAGCAUCAAAGAGGAGAAAGGGGAUGAAGUAAUUGUAGAGCUGGCUGAGAAUGGCAAGAAAAUCACAGUUAACAAAGAUGACAUCCAGAAGAUGAAUCCACCCAAAUUCUCCAAAGUGGAAGACAUGGCAGAGUUGACCUGCCUCAACGAAGCAUCUGUGUUACAUAACCUGAGGGAGAGAUACUUUUCAGGACUUAUUUAUACUUAUUCUGGCCUGUUCUGCGUUGUGGUCAAUCCCUAUAAACACCUGCCCAUUUAUUCAGAGAAGAUUAUUGACAUGUACAAAGGAAAGAAGAGGCAUGAGAUGCCACCCCACAUCUACGCCAUUGCGGAUACAGCCUACAGGAGUAUGCUGCAAGACCGGGAAGAUCAGUCUAUCCUGUGCACAGGUGAAUCUGGAGCUGGGAAAACAGAAAACACCAAAAAGGUCAUCCAGUAUCUGGCUGUGGUAGCUUCCUCCCAUAAGGGCAAAAAGGACACAAGCAUCACUCAAGGCCCAUCUUUUGCUUACGGUGAGCUGGAAAAACAACUUCUACAAGCGAACCCUAUUCUGGAAGCUUUCGGCAAUGCCAAAACCGUGAAGAACGACAACUCCUCGAGAUUCGGCAAAUUCAUUCGCAUCAACUUUGAUGUCACGGGCUACAUCGUGGGAGCCAACAUUGAAACAUACCUGCUGGAAAAGUCACGUGCCAUUCGCCAAGCAAGAGAUGAGAGGACAUUUCACAUCUUUUAUUACAUGAUUGCUGGGGCUAAGGAACAAAUGAGAAAUGAUUUAUUAGUUGAAGGCUUCAACAACUAUACAUUUCUUUCCAAUGGCUUUGUACCCAUUCCUGCUGCCCAGGACGAUGAGAUGUUCCAGGAGACCUUGGAGGCCAUGACAAUUAUGGGUUUCAGUGAAGAGGAACAGCUUUGCAUGUUGAAGGUUGUUUCAUCCGUCCUGCAGCUUGGAAAUAUUGUCUUUAAGAAGGAAAGAAAUACAGAUCAAGCAUCUAUGCCAGAUAACACAGCUGCUCAGAAAGUUUGCCAUCUAAUGGGUAUAAACGUGACAGAUUUCACCAGGUCCAUCCUUACACCCCGGAUCAAAGUUGGGCGGGAUGUGGUGCAGAAGGCUCAGACCAAAGAACAGGCUGACUUUGCUGUAGAAGCGCUGGCCAAAGCAACAUACGAGCGCCUCUUCCGCUGGAUACUGACCCGAGUGAACAAGGCUCUGGAUAAAACUCACCGACAAGGGGCGUCCUUCUUGGGGAUCCUGGACAUCGCUGGAUUUGAGAUCUUUGAGGUCAACUCCUUUGAACAACUCUGCAUCAAUUAUACAAACGAAAAACUACAACAACUCUUCAACCACACUAUGUUUAUCCUGGAGCAAGAGGAGUAUCAGAGGGAAGGGAUCGAGUGGAAUUUCAUUGACUUUGGCCUGGAUCUGCAACCUUGUAUUGAACUAAUUGAGAGGCCGAACAACCCUCCCGGUGUCUUGGCCCUGCUGGAUGAGGAGUGCUGGUUCCCCAAAGCCACAGACAAGUCCUUUGUGGAGAAGCUAUGCUCAGAACAGGGCAGUCAUCCCAAAUUUCAGAAACCCAAGCAGCUCAAGGAUAAGACUGAGUUCUCUAUCAUCCACUAUGCUGGAAAGGUUGACUACAAUGCAAGUGCUUGGCUGACAAAGAAUAUGGACCCCCUGAAUGAUAAUGUGACUUCUCUGCUCAAUGCCUCCUCAGACAAGUUUGUGGCUGACCUGUGGAAAGAUGUGGAUCGCAUUGUGGGGCUGGACCAGAUGGCCAAGAUGACAGAAAGCUCACUGCCUAGUGCCUCUAAGACAAAGAAGGGCAUGUUUCGGACAGUGGGGCAGCUAUACAAGGAGCAACUUGGGAAGCUAAUGACUACACUGAGAAACACCACACCCAACUUUGUCCGAUGCAUCAUCCCCAACCAUGAAAAGCGGUCUGGAAAACUUGAUGCAUUUCUGGUGCUGGAGCAGCUUCGAUGCAAUGGAGUCUUGGAAGGCAUCCGGAUCUGUCGUCAGGGCUUCCCCAAUAGGAUUGUAUUCCAGGAGUUCCGUCAACGCUAUGAGAUCUUGGCAUCAAAUGCCAUUCCUAAAGGAUUCAUGGAUGGGAAACAGGCUUGUAUCCUCAUGAUUAAAGCACUAGAACUCGAUCCCAACUUGUACAGAAUUGGGCAAAGUAAAAUAUUCUUUAGAACUGGUGUCCUAGCUCAUCUGGAAGAGGAGAGAGACUUGAAGAUCACAGAUGUCAUCAUGGCAUUCCAAGCAAUGAGUCGGGGUUAUCUGGCAAGAAAAGCCUUUGCCAAGAGGCAGCAGCAGCUCACUGCCAUGAAAGUUAUCCAGAGAAACUGUGCCGCCUACCUCAAGCUAAGGAACUGGCAGUGGUGGAGACUGUUCACCAAGGUGAAACCGCUGCUCCAAGUGACUCGCCAAGAAGAAGAAAUGCAGGCAAAGGAAGAUGAGCUCCAGAAGAUCAAAGAGAAGCAGCAAAAAGCAGAGAGUGAACUCAAGGAGCUAGAACAGAAGCACACCCAGUUGUCCGAGGAAAAGAACCUCCUUCAGGAACAGCUCCAAGCCGAGACCGAGCUGUAUGCGGAAGCAGAGGAGAUGCGGGUGCGACUGGCGGCCAAGAAGCAGGAACUGGAGGAGAUCCUGCAUGAGAUGGAGGCCCGACUGGAGGAAGAGGAGGACAGGGGCCAGCAGCUGCAGGCUGAGAAGAAGAAGAUGGCGCAGCAGAUGCUGGACCUUGAGGAACAGCUAGAGGAAGAAGAAGCUGCAAGGCAAAAAUUACAACUUGAGAAAGUCACAGCUGAGGCGAAAAUCAAGAAAAUGGAGGAUGACAUCCUGGUCAUGGAUGAUCAGAACAACAAAUUAACCAAAGAAAGAAAACUCCUCGAAGAAAGGAUAAGUGAUUUAACAACAAAUCUGGCAGAAGAGGAGGAAAAAGCGAAGAACCUUACAAAGCUAAAGAACAAACAUGAAUCUAUGAUUUCAGAACUGGAAGUACGUCUAAAGAAGGAAGAGAAGAGUAGACAAGAGCUGGAGAAAAUGAAGAGGAAGCUAGAGGGAGAAGCGAGUGACUUCCAUGAACAGAUUGCUGACCUCCAGGCCCAAAUCGCUGAGCUGAAAAUGCAGCUGGCCAAGAAAGAAGAGGAACUCCAAGCAGCUCUGGCCAGGCUCGAUGAUGAAAUUGCCCAGAAAAACAAUGCCUUGAAGAAGAUACGAGAGUUGGAGGGCCACAUCUCUGACCUCCAGGAAGAUUUGGACUCAGAAAGGGCAGCAAGGAAUAAGGCAGAGAAACAGAAAAGAGACCUGGGGGAAGAGCUGGAGGCCUUGAAGACAGAGCUAGAGGAUACCCUGGACAGCACCGCCACACAGCAGGAACUCAGAGCCAAGAGGGAACAAGAAGUGACAGUACUGAAGAAGGCUCUCGAUGAGGAGACCCGGACUCAUGAGGCCCAGGUCCAAGAGAUGAGACAGAAACACACACAGGCCGUAGAAGAGCUCACGGAGCAGCUGGAGCAGUUCAAGAGGGCUAAGGCCAACUUGGAUAAGAACAAGCAGAGUCUGGAGAAGGAAAAUGCAGAGCUGGCCCAUGAGCUGAGGUCCCUGAACCAGGCGAAGCAGGAGGUGGAGCACAAGAAGAAGAAACUGGAGGCGCAGGUGCAGGACCUCCAGUCCAAGUGCAGCGACGGGGAGCGGAUUCGAGUGGAGCUUAAUGACAAAGUCCACAAGCUUCAGAAUGAAGUGGAGAGCGUCACUGGGAUGCUGAAUGAGGCAGAGGGGAAGACCAUCAAAUUAGCCAAAGAUGUUGCCUCCCUAGGAUCCCAGCUGCAGGAUACUCAAGAGCUGCUCCAAGAAGAAACACGACAGAAGUUGAAUGUGUCUACUAAACUUCGCCAGCUGGAGGAUGAGAGGAAUAGCCUGCAAGACCAACUGGAUGAGGAAGUAGAAGCCAAGCAAAAUCUGGAACGGCACAUCUCAACUCUUAAUAUACAGCUCUCUGAUUCAAAGAAGAAACUGCAAGAUUUCGCUAGCACCGUAGAGAGCCUUGAAGAAGGCAAGAAGAAGCUCCAGAAAGAAAUUGAAGGCCUCACCCAGCAGUAUGAGGAGAAGGCAGCAUCUUACGACAAACUGGAAAAGACUAAGAACAGGCUUCAGCAGGAGCUGGAUGACCUGGUUGUGGACUUGGACAACCAGCGCCAACUGGUGUCCAAUUUGGAAAAGAAACAAAAGAAGUUUGACCAGUUGCUAGCAGAGGAGAAAAACAUCUCUUCCAAAUACGCUGAUGAAAGAGACAGAGCAGAGGCGGAGGCUCGAGAGAAGGAAACAAAAGCCUUAUCCUUAGCCCGGGCUCUGGAGGAGGCUCUGGAAUCCAAAGAAGAACUUGAAAGAACCAACAAAAUGCUCAAAGCUGAAAUGGAAGAUCUGGUUAGCUCCAAGGAUGACGUGGGCAAAAAUGUCCAUGAACUGGAGAAGUCCAAACGAGCUCUGGAAACCCAGAUGGAGGAGAUGAAGACACAGCUGGAGGAGCUGGAGGAUGAGCUGCAGGCCACCGAAGAUGCCAAGCUGAGGCUGGAGGUCAACAUGCAAGCCCUGAAGGGUCAGUUUGAGAGAGAUCUCCAAGCAAGGGAUGAGCAAAAUGAAGAGAAGAGGAGGCAGCUGCAGAAGCAGCUCCACGAGUAUGAGACAGAACUAGAAGAUGAGCGAAAACAGCGGGCCCUGGCAGCUGCGGCCAAGAAGAAAUUAGAAGUGGACAUCAAAGAUCUGGAACUACAGGCCGACUCAGCCAUCAAAGGGCGGGAGGAAGCCAUCAAGCAACUCCGUAAACUCCAGGCUCAGAUGAAGGACUUUCAAAGAGAGCUGGAAGAUGCCCGGGCCUCUAGAGAAGAGAUCUUUGCCACUGCCAAGGAGAACGAGAAGAAAGCUAAGAGCUUAGAAGCAGAGCUCAUGCAACUCCAAGAGGAUCUGGCUGCUGCUGAGAGGGCUCGAAAACAAGCUGACCUAGAGAAAGAUGAAUUGAAUGAGGAGCUGGCCAGCAGUGUAUCUGGGAGGAAUGCCCUGCAAGAUGAUAAGCGCCGCCUAGAGGCUCGAAUUGCCCAACUGGAGGAAGAACUGGAAGAAGAACAGGGCAACAUGGAGGCCAUGAGUGACCGGUUCAGGAAAGCCACACAGCAGGCGGAGCAGCUCAACAAUGAACUGGCCACAGAGCGCAGCACGGCCCAAAAGAACGAGAGUGCCCGGCAGCAACUGGAGCGGCAGAACAAGGAGCUGAAGAGCAAACUCCAAGAGAUGGAGGGGGCUGUCAAAUCCAAAUUCAAGGCGACCAUCUCUGCCUUAGAGUCCAAGAUCGCCCAGUUGGAGGAACAGGUGGAGCAGGAAGCCAGGGAAAAACAAGCAGCUACCAAGACAUUACGCCAGAAGGACAAGAAAUUGAAAGAAGUCAUGUUGCAAGUGGAAGACGAAAGGAAGCUAGCCGAGCAAUACAAAGAACAGGCUGAGAAGGGUAACACCAGGGUGAAGCAGCUGAAGAGACAACUGGAGGAGGCAGAAGAAGAAUCCCAGCGCAUCAAUGCCAACCGCAGGAAGCUCCAGAGAGAAUUGGAUGAAGCCACAGAGAGCAAUGAGGCCAUGGGUCGGGAGGUGAAUGCACUGAAGAGCAAACUCAGGAGAGGAAACGAGACAUCUUUUGCCCCCCCUAGAAGAUCUGGAGGCCGAAGAGUGAUUGAAAAUGCAGAAGGCUCAGAGGAAGAAAUAGAUGCCAGAGAUACAGACUUCAAUGGAACCAAAGCCAGUGAAUAAAUACUCUGCUGGCAUAUCGCACUGCAGUCAGAUACCCCAAAGGACAAUAUUUAGCACUGUCUAAAUCAAUUUUCAGUUCCAGUACCACAAGACACUCAACAAACACUCUUACAGCAAUGAUUAAAAAGCACAGCCCUGUCUACAGGGCAUAUGUUGACAUUUUCAAUCGUUACCAAAUUAGGAAAAAAAAAAAUCUUACCAGGAAAUAUGUGCCAUGCAUGCAUGCCUUCUCUCUGUCCUUCCUGAACUGUGCAAAUCUUUUGAGAUUUUUAGAAAGAAAAUACAGCCACAGUAUUGAAUCACUGGCAGUUUUUAAUCCCAGAUGAGCCUUAGUUUACAUGAAAUGGGGACACAGUGACCACCUCAGGUGGUCCUGUCCCCAUAAUCCUUUUCUUAACUGCAUACCCUUUGUCUGUUUUGCAUAUGCCCUUGUUUGAGGUUUGUUUUCUUCUUUCCUGGUUACUACACUUCUGAUGCACAGUUCACCAAAACAAUGAAGUGCCUUCAUUAGUCACACAUUAAAAAUGAAAUAAUUUGCUCAAAGUAAUAAAGCAGAAAUGUUGCACUGUUUUAUAUGCACCCUGAUUGUGCUUAAGGACACUUUCACUAAUAAAAGGUUAUAAAUCACUA